Messenger RNA from Exserohilum turcica Et28A, 567 nucleotides. RefSeq lists its product as uncharacterized. The transcript is spliced from 2 exons. Bases 1 to 567 code for a protein of 188 amino acids. Lineage: Eukaryota; Fungi; Ascomycota; Dothideomycetes; Pleosporales; Pleosporaceae. The record is from RefSeq and is a predicted model, not a curated record.
AUGGCCCUCGCCCUACGCACCCUGCACGCCCUCAAAACACUCGCGUUGGGAUUCCAGACUCCGCUUCCCACCCGCUUCGUCCCGCGCUCCCACGUCGCCGCGCAGCGCACACAGCAGCACCUCGCGUGGAAAACGCUCGUGGACGGCGGUCCCCCUGUUUGGAGUCGGCGGCUGCGCAGCUUGAGGCUUGAGGAUGCGGAGAUAGAAACGGCGCAGUUGGGUAUGCUGGUUUCCGAGAGCGCGGCGUGUGACGAGCUUGUGCUGGAGGGGUGUCGGAAUCUAGGGAAGGAGGUCUGGUGCGAAUUGCAGAUGUGGAUUGGGAGAGGGCGAGUGCGUGUGUUGGAGGUCGCCGAGUGUGGUGGUGUGUUGGGGGAGAAGGCUCUGGAUGGGAUUGGGGGGAUGGGCGGGUUGGAGCGAUUAAAUCUAUAUGACUGCCGCGAGGCGCAACCAGGCUUGAUGCAGCGCUGCAACAGCACCGUAUGGCGUAUACCGCAUUUUGUAGCGCCGAGACCAACGACGCGCGGGGCGGACAUGGUGAUUGAAGUGGAUCCCGAAUACAUCGCUUAG